This is a messenger RNA of Trematosphaeria pertusa, 1200 nucleotides long. RefSeq lists its product as uncharacterized. The coding region runs from base 1 to 1200 and encodes 399 amino acids. The transcript is spliced from 4 exons. The record is from RefSeq and is a predicted model, not a curated record. Lineage: Eukaryota; Fungi; Ascomycota; Dothideomycetes; Pleosporales; Trematosphaeriaceae.
AUGGACAGAGGCGGGUGGGAGAAUGAUGAUGGAGUUGGGGCAGUUCGGCGGGGCAGGGCUACCGUCAGCGCCGCUCGUCGCCCUGGCUGCGGCCGCCGCGUCUGGGCUCGAGUCGAGGCGGCGCGGGACCUCGACGGCGUGGAUGCGGCGCGAGGCUCUGCGAUUCACGGCGGGCUUCACGGCGGGCUUCGCAGCGUGCCCGGCUCGCCAUGCACGACACCUGAGGCGGGCUUCCUUGAGCCUGCGCAGGGCGGCCGGGCCAGUGCGCGGCGGGCACAUGACCGCUCCCAUUCACGGCGUGCUCCACCGCGACCCAGAAAACGAGCGCGCGACGGGCGCCCGGGUCCAGUGACGACUUCAAGGGCUGCCGUCGCCGGCGCGUGGCUCGACGAUAUACCGUAUGCAGCCUCCAGGCGCGCGCACGAAUGGGCAAACGCCCCGCCGGAGCAAAUCACAGCAGGCCCUUUAUUUGCACGACAGCCCGUCAAUCAAACCAGCCCUCGUUCUGGCCUCGUCAUAAUUUUGUGUGGCCACCGACGCAGCUCUUCCCGCGCUUUCUCCCAGGCCCACCGACUACGAACACCAGCUGACCCCGAUGCUGGCCUUGGAACCCCUCCUGCCAUGCACGCUCAUUGCUCAUGGCUCCCCAAAGAGUGCAUCCCCCAGACGGGCCCUGACCGGGCCUUCCCUGCCGUGCCUGUAUCAAUUUUGCAGCCGCCGUUCCCUCUCCACGGCUCGCUGCUCGCCAUUCUCCUGCUGGCAGCGCCAACAUUCACAAGCUUUGUACCUGAGUUUUCGCAAGCGAUGCCUAACGGCGCCGCUAUUGCCGGCUCGCAAGCACCGGCAAGCCGGAAUGAACCACUGCAGACUACCAUGACAGCUCCCGCCGUGAGCACUGGCAACCGCCUCUCUGCUAUGGCCUCAUUCAUUGACCACCUUGCACGUGCGCGUGUGAGCCCAGGAGCGACUUGGCCUGUACUACUGCACACCUGCAUCCUGUGCUCAAUCACUUUUACUCCCCGUCCGCAAGAUGUAGAAGCAGCAGGCCCGUUUGGCAGGACGCUGAAACACAUUGGAAUUUCCAGCCCGGCCGCGAGAGGAGCUACCGAAGCUCCCUACGUCACCUCUGCGGCUAGCUGGGACUUGCGAGCGGUGGUGUGCAGCUCUGCUAAUCCAAAAUCGACAGGGUUGUGUCGCUAG